Molecule: messenger RNA, 1890 nt
Organism: Rhagoletis pomonella (apple maggot)
Lineage: Eukaryota; Metazoa; Arthropoda; Insecta; Diptera; Tephritidae
Gene: ric8a
Product: synembryn
Exons: 4
Coding region: 99-1769 (556 amino acids)
Biological process (GO): G protein-coupled receptor signaling pathway
Cellular component (GO): cytoplasm
Molecular function (GO): guanyl-nucleotide exchange factor activity; G-protein alpha-subunit binding
Source: RefSeq, a predicted model, not a curated record
UUGUUAUUAUUCCACCAUGUAAAACGUCAGUCGAUGUGAAUAUAUUCGUGAAAAUUCUAAUCCAAUUUGGUAAGGAUAUCGGCGAUUAUAACUAAAAAAUGGAGGAGCAGAAAUUAGAGCAAUUGCGUGGCAAAAAUCCAGAUGAAAUCAAAUCUAUCUUAACUGAAUUUAACUCGAAAAAUGACGACCUUUUUGAUUUUUCAAUGUUCCAUGUAGAUGGCUGCUGGCACGCUAUGUGGCGCACACUGUUUAAUAUUCUUAAAGAUGAUAAUUUAGUAGGUCUACACUCUCUAACUCUAAAUAGCGUUCGUAUCUUAACGCGUGACAAGUUUAGCCUGCAGGCAGAAGAUUUAGAGGAAGAUGUGUUGUGCCUCCUUAAAUUGGCUCAUCUGGAACAUCCUGAAGCCGUUGAAGAAUCAGAUUCAGUUGCUCUCAAAGAAGGUGACUUAGAUGUUGAUGGAGCAGUAGUUCAAGAUGUUACUUUGCAUUGGACUGAUAACACAACGCAAAUCGUCGUUGAGUCCCUUAAGUGUUUGUGCAAUUUAGUAUUCCAAUGUGCAGAUCGCCGUCGUCAGUGUGUUAAAUCAAAUAUCACAGACGCUAUUCUUAAACGUGUCGCUUCAUCAGUACAACAUCCGUCUUCUGUAGAGUUUUUUGAUAUGAAAUUAUUGUUUUUAAUAACGGCAAUGGAACCAGCUACCCGUACACGGGUGCAACUUGAUUUAAAUGGAGUUGCUUAUAUGACUGAAUGGCUUGAUGAAAAGUUGGCAGAAAAAGAGAUUACUGAUCAGCAUUUGGAUUUAUUAUGUGAAAUGUUAAAAGUAAUGUUUAAUAUUACCACCAAUGCAGAUAAAAGCCCCAAUGAGAAUGAAAUUCAAAGUCGACAUUUGACUGGUGUAAUCAGAAACUUACUUCUUAAUUUUGGACAAAUGGAAAAUGAUCGAGAACGCAAUGUUAUUAUGCAUGCCAUCAAUCUUUUGACAAACAUCUCUGGUAGUUGUUUAACCGAGUUGUUGAUUAAGAGUGAAUCAAAUGCGCCAACUACUUGCCCGGUAAUAUUAUAUGAAGGAUAUAACGUGCGUGCAUUGGAAAUAAUUGUGCGUUAUUUAAAAAAUGUAUUAGAAGAGCAAGAUAAGGCUGCCUCAUCUAAUGAACUUGUUUCCCCAGUUUUAACGUUGUUGGUUAAAUGCGCACGAAGUGAUAGAGUUAUGCGCCACUAUGUUAGAAGUGUGAUUUUACCUCCACUACGGAACGUUUUCAAUCGUCCUGAAGUAGGAAAUGAAUUACGGAAUCAUCUUUGUCGCUUUUUAACUCUACCCGAAAUGGUAUUGCGCGACUUAGCUACGGAAUUGCUGUUCGUAUGUUGUAAAGAAAAUGUUGCUCGCAUGAUAAAACAUACAGGUUACGGCAAUGCAGCUGGCUUGUUUGCAAAACGCGGUCUUUUAGGUGGUCGUCAAAUCGAAAACACCGAUUAUUCUUCAGAUAGUGAAGAUAGCGAUACGGAGGAGUAUAAAAAAGUACAACAAAACAUUAAUCCCGUUAUUGGUUGCUAUGAAUCACCCAAGCCAAGUCCUUUUGAAGGAAUGUCAGAAGAACAAAAAGAACAUGAGGCCAUGCAACUUGUUAAUUUGAUGGAUAAGUUACAUAAAGGUGGAGUGGUACAGCCAUGCCGCAUUGGUGAGGAUGGAAAACCGCAACCCGUAGAUCAUAUUUUGCAAUUGCAAGAAGAGUUACCUCAACAGCAAACUGAUCAAAAACGAAAAACGUAAAGCACUGCGUGACAAGAUUUAUGGUACAGUAACUACUAUAAUUGAUAUAGUUUUUAUGUGAGCCUCUUAUAUUUUUAAGAUCCAAACAUUAAAAUUAUACUAUGACAGUUUCAUCAAUGUA